AAGACGAACACUUAUGGUUUGUAUCAAGGUCAUCGCGAUAAUUUCGUUAACGGUGACAUCAAUAACCACGACACUUCUGUACUUCGUGUUUGGUCGGUCGACUUUCCAAACACCGAUGCCGAUCCACGACGACAGUAAAGAUCGACUAGUGGAGAAUUAUACGCAGGUGGUGUCUGUGGAGCGGAUGAGCCCGGAAAACCGGUCAGCUGUAGAAUACUUGUCACCGAGUCGCCGAUCGAUGAAUGUCCGUCCGUGGGCGUCCACCGGGACUCGAAUACCAUUGGCUGACAAUAGUACCUAUUAUGAUAUGUCGAUUAGCCGAAAUCGGUAUCCGAAUAACCAUAGGUAUGACGGCAGUAAUGACGGCGUAGUGUUUGAUACACAACAAAAUAUCAACAGGCCAAUUAACCACAUUGAUUACUCAAAUUUAGAGACAGACAACUGGGCAACCAAAAAAGAGAGGCCGACCGAUUAUCACGACUCGUAUGACUUGACUUAUAACAUGGGUGAUUAUGGACAUAAGCAAACUGAUAGUAUAGCAGGCAUAAGUGAAAUAAAUAGGGAUACUGGAGUGGAAUUAGACCCCUACUAUUCAACUAUUUACGGCCCUUAUAACAACAAACCAUUAGGGAGCCAACCGAUUAUGGAUCAUCAACCAUUGAAUACAGAUUAUAAAUUACCAAGUAACAGUUAUCAACCUCAAAGCACAAAUUAUCAACUUUCAAGUUUGAGUUAUCAACCGACAGAUACAAUUUAUCAACCACCCAGUACAAAUUAUAAUCCCCCGGCAAGUAUGAAUUAUGAACCACCGAAAAUCACAGCUCCACAUAAUCCUAUUCUGCUGGCUCCUCAACAAAAGAUAGCGUUACCAUUAUCAAAUACUAGUGCAGUCAUCGAUUGGAGAUUGGUUGCUAUAUUUUCAAUUAUUAAGCUCGGUAUAGUUAAAUUAAAAUCAAUUACCAUUAUAAAAAUAUUAUUAUUUCUUCUGUUCAACCUAAAAUUGUUAUUGGUUAUAACAUUUUUCAAAUUUCUAUUACUUUUGAAAUUAUUCAAGGUUAUGGUACUCCCGUUUUUAUUAGUUCCACAGCUGCUUACUGCACUAACUCUUCCCAUAAUCGUGUCUAUGUUAAUUUCAAUCCCGGGACGAAUAAUUCGAUUUUUGACUACCCCAAAUAAUUCAACCGCAAAUCCAUCAACCUUACCAAGCCUACCAAGUAAUAUGGUUCCAAGUCUACCGAGUAAUAUGAUACCAAGUCUACCGAGUAAUAUGAGACCAAGUCCGCCAGGAACAUUGUUUACAAGUGUACCGGGUAAUAUGUUAGUGGGUCUACCGAGUAGUUCGAUCCCAAGUAAUAUGAUGAGACCAAGUGCGCCAAGUCGCUCGUCGAUUGCUGAACCAUCAGCUUCAUCGGAUAUUUUAGGACCGUUAAAUACACCAGCAUCUGCAGGUACAUCAUUAGCACGUGUUCUGGGCCAAUUACUAUCAAACCAUAAUGAAACGCCAUCAACAAAAUCCAAAAUUGAGCAUUUACCUUAUGCAAGGUAUCCUAAGUCUUUGGAGGCAUCGUAUUCAAUUAUUGAUGUCUUUUGGAAUAUUAUAGAUUCAGAAAAAUGUGUGGAAAGAAUAGCUUGUCGAAUGGCUGUGGCAGAGGAAUUUGGUGCCACGCCCGUAUGGAUUAAUUGGGUAAUGCGUGGUGUAUUGAAGCUCAGUUCAAACAAAAAACUUGAAUCAUAUUUCAAAACGUAUGAUGAUAUAAAUAAUGAAUUGCUUACCAGUUCCCGAUGGAAAACCGCAGAUAAUUGGAACACACAGUGCUUAGAGCAUUAUAACUGUAAAGCUACUAAUUUUACACAUGCCACAGAUACAUCAAAAUAACUAUAAUUCAAAAUUGAGAUUUGUUUUUAACAAUGACUUAAUUUGUUAUAGGACGUUUUUUGUAUAAUUUAUACAAUUAUUUUUCAUUGCGGUAAAAUUAUGUUAGUUUGACAUUUAUUAUAGAAUAUUAAUACGGACCAGAAUUAUUUUUUUUUAAACUAAUAUUAAAAUUGUAAUUUGUUUAUAUUAUAAUGUAUUUUAGUAAUCUAGUUUAUAUUCUAU
Rhopalosiphum padi (bird cherry-oat aphid) is the source of this 2098-nucleotide messenger RNA. RefSeq lists its product as uncharacterized. NCBI's taxonomy places the organism in Eukaryota, Metazoa, Arthropoda, Insecta, Hemiptera, Aphididae. The transcript is spliced from 3 exons. The record is from RefSeq and is a predicted model, not a curated record. Bases 14 to 1876 code for a protein of 620 amino acids.